Molecule: messenger RNA, 2276 nt
Organism: Cololabis saira (Pacific saury)
Lineage: Eukaryota; Metazoa; Chordata; Actinopteri; Beloniformes; Belonidae
Exons: 1
Coding region: 179-1087 (302 amino acids)
Molecular function (GO): protein binding
Source: RefSeq, a predicted model, not a curated record
GCUGCAGAGCAGAAUGUGACAGCCAUCUAUGGCCACAGCUGUCACCGGUGCGGGACGGCUCUGUUUGACUGACUUCGCUGGGCUUUUAUCCGCGUAAGUUCUGCCUAUAAAGCCCGGCGGUUGUAAUGACGAGGGUUUAGGAGCCAUGCCGAGCUGAAGGACUGGUAAAAGUAGCUCCAUGGCCUCUCUCACCGCCGGCUCCGCGGCUCGGAGCUUGGGCCACCACUGGAAGUCGUUCUCGCUGCUGUUCUACCGGGCGGUGCGGGACCUGAAGCCGGUGUGGAUGCUGGAGGACAUGCGGACGAUGGAGGCGUUCUACCCGGAGGACGACUCCAGCCAGAGGACGUACAGCCCGUCCGAGGCGCUGCUGUACGCCAUCGUGCACGACCACCAGGCGUACGCGCAGUUCCUGCUGAGCAGGUUCCCGGGCGAGGCGCUGGCGGAGCCCGGGGAGCGGUUCAGCUGCUGCCCGGCCUCCUCCUCCGUGCCGCACCAGGCCAUGGCGGUGCGCUACGACCGCCGCUACAUCCUGCAGCUCAUCCUGCAGGAGAGCAGGGGCGCGGCCAGGGCGGCCCGGGCCCCGGGCUGCUUCCACGAGGGCAGGAGCCCGCUGCACCUGGCCUGCGAGCUGCUGCGGCCCGAGGCCGCGGUGCUGCUGCUGGGGGCCGGGGCGUCCCCGCUCAGCCCGGACCGCUACGGCCUCACCCCGCUGGACGUGCUGCUGGACAAGCUGGGGAACUCCACCGGGGCCGUGGACGGGGAGGGGAGGAGGUGUCUGGACAACCUGCUCAUGUUUAUGCCCAAAGUUCACUUUAAGAUGAGGGGGGCCCUGGACCGGGACCCCGAGAGCUGGACCGAGGUUCUGGGGGACGACACGUACCGGUACCUGGCUGGACGCAGCCCCGCCUCGCUGCUGCUCAUCGCCAUGCAGACUGUCAUGAAGCAGCUGAGCCCAGAAACCUUCUCGGACAGUCUGCACGAGCUGCCCAUCCCGUCCUCCCUCAAGCCCCGGGGCCUGCCCGUGGGCCCCCGGGUCUCAGACCCCGGGUCUGAGGCCCCGGGUCUGCCCAUGGACCCCCGGGUCUGAGGACCCGGGUCUGAGACCCGGGGUUUGCCCGUGGACCACCCGGUCUGCCCGGGGUCACUAUGGCAAGCCAUAAGGGCCAAAAACCGGGCUUGAAUGAACGCGCUGCCAAACAAAAAGGCGUAAAAAGCGCCGUUUUGAGCACAAAAAAACCUGUAAAAAAAACGGCGUUUUAAACGAGUUGUGUAAAAAGCGCAUUUCCCACUUUUUAUGCACAUUCAUGAACAUUUUUUUUUUGCUCAAAACGGCGCUUUUUACGCAGUGCCACCAGCAGGGGGUGGCCACGGCCCCCCCUACAAAUUUGCUGGCCACCCCACUUGCCUCAAUUAAAAAAAAAUAAAAUUGCCGGUCACAUAGAUUAAGUCUUCAGUUAUGUGUUUCAUCCCAAAUCAUUUGGGACAAAUGCAUAUCAUAUCAUGCCUUAGGUUUUUACCAACAUGGUAUUAACCAUUAAUAUAUAUACAGAAAAGUUAGAAAAUUAAAAAAAAAAAAAAGCAUUUCUGAGCCUGUAUACUACAACAGUAUAAUAACAUCCUGUAAUGACGGCUUUUAGUUUUGGUGUCCACCCCAAGAAUUGAAGUGGCCCCCUCUGGCCCCCCUAUGGAACAUUUUAGGAGGCGCCCCUGUUUUUACGCCCUUUUGUUCGGCAGCGUGUUCAUUCAAGCCUGGUUUUUGGCCCUUAUGGCUUGCCAUAGAUCUGCCCGUGAGCCGCCGGGCCGCGUGCAGGCUGACGUGACGUCAUGCAUGCUCUGCAUGAAGGGCGCGUGCUGCAGAGGGAGCACGUGCACGCGCUGGACGAGCCUGGACGACAAGAGAGCUGUAACAGUUAUUUAUCAGGAUACACAAAUCAACAGAUAAGACUGAUUAGUUCAUUCUCUAACAAUGGGAAUUCAAUAAGCUCACCAAGUAAAUAAGCUCGGAGCUGGAACCAGACAUGGAAAUACCAUUUUAACCUGACUCAGGCAUCAAUGUUAAGUUUUAUUGUUUAACCUCAUUCUUAAGUGUUACAUUGUAAUGCUAUUUCUUUAAGUCGUGGUAUUAACCCAAAAAAAAAGUAAAGUACAUGAGGGGUGGAGCUGCUGACUUUAAUUUAAUAUCUAACAGCAUAUGUAAAGUGUCAACAGAGAUCAUUGUAGGAGAAUGGGACACUAACAGUGGGUGAUUAUUUUUAAUUAAAUAAGUAUCCAUGCAA